AUGGCGUCGGUGUUGAAAGGGCAGGACUGGGACAUGGCCCGGAAUGUGAAUGCGACUCUACAAUCCCAUGUAGAACAAUUUUCCCGUGGUGUGUUUUCAGAGAUCACCUCGACACAAAUCAUCUUUGGUGUUUUGACUGUUCUUGUUAGUUGUCUAAUUCUGGAACAGGUUGUGUACCGCGCGAAGAAGGGCGGCCUCCCUGGUUCGAAAUGGACUAUCCCCAUCAUUGGCAAGUUUGCUGACUCGCUCCACCCCUCGCUUGAAAAGUACCAAGAGGGCUGGAACAGUGGGCCUCUCAGUGUGGCCAGUGUGUUUAAUAUCUUCAUUGUAGUGGCUUCCUCCACGGAGUUCACUCGCAAGAUCCUGAACAGUCCUACCUAUGCCGAACCAUGUCUUGUGGCUUCUGCGAAGAAGGUACUGUGCCACGAUAACUGGGUCUUUUUGAAUGGAAAGGUCCAUGUCGACUACCGCAAGGGUCUUAACACGCUUUUCACGAGUCGCGCUCUGAGCAUUUACCUUCCCAUUCAGGAAGCCAUCUACAAGAAGCACUUCGCUCAGUGGCUUCAAGACCCGGUCAAGGAACCUCAGCCUUUCAUGCUGCAACUCCGUCACCUCAACAUGGAGACCUCUUUGCGCGUCUUCUGUGGUAACUACAUUCCCGAGGAAGGUGCCCGACAAAUCUCCGACCAGUACUGGCUCAUCACGAUGGCGCUCGAACUCGUCAACUUCCCCUUUGCAUUCCCUGGUACGAAGGUGUACCGCGCUAUCCAAGCGCGCAAGAACGCGAUGAAGUGGUUCGAGCACACGGCGGCUGAGAGCAAGAAGCGCAUGGCCGCUGGUGAGGAAGUAACCUGUCUGACGGAUGCCUGGGUCAAGGCCAUGGUCGAUGCGCGUGAGGACCGCAAGAACGAAGAUCUAGACGCAGCCCAACGUCGUGUGCUUCUGCGCGACUUCUCUGACCGUGAAAUUGGCAUGGUACUGCUGAGCUUCCUCUUUGCUUCUCAGGAUGCCCUCUCCAGUGCACUUACCUACCUCUUGCAGCACCUUGCCGACCAUCCGGAUGUUUUGCGCAAGCUUCGUGAGGAACAGUACACGCUCCGCAACAACGAUAUUGAUGCCCCUACGACGAUUGACAUGGUGGAAAAAAUGCACUACACUCGCGCAGUCGUCAAGGAGAGCCUGCGUUUGAAGCCGCCGGUGAUUAUGGUCCCUUACAUGACGCGCCAGGCGUUCCCUAUCAGCGAGAACUACACCGUGCCUAAGGGGGCUAUGAUUAUUCCCAGUUUCUGGAAUAGCUUGCACGACCCGAGCGCCUAUCCUUCUCCUGACGAUUUCCGCCCGGAGCGCUGGCUCGAGGGGGCCGAUUCGCCUGCGGCAAAGAACCCUAAGAACUACCUCGUGUUUGGCAGCGGCCCCCACAACUGCAUCGGCAAGGAUUACGCUGUCCAGCACCUCGUCGCUCUCAUUGGAACGGCGUCUAUGCUGCUUAACUGGGAGCAUGAAACUACGGAUCUCAGCGAGAAGGUCAUGGUUAUUGCUACCAUCUACCCUAAGGACGGCGCGCGCCUGAAGUUCACAGCUCGCCCUGCUCCCGACGUGCACGUUCCGCCUUCUGUCGCAGCAGCUGCGUGA
Messenger RNA from Malassezia sympodialis ATCC 42132, 1632 nucleotides. Its product is annotated as cytochrome P450. Gene Ontology annotation, biological process: sterol metabolic process. NCBI's taxonomy places the organism in Eukaryota, Fungi, Basidiomycota, Malasseziomycetes, Malasseziales, Malasseziaceae. The record is from RefSeq and is a predicted model, not a curated record. Gene Ontology annotation, molecular function: heme binding; oxidoreductase activity, acting on paired donors, with incorporation or reduction of molecular oxygen; monooxygenase activity.